Molecule: messenger RNA, 542 nt
Organism: Eimeria tenella
Lineage: Eukaryota; Apicomplexa; Conoidasida; Eucoccidiorida; Eimeriidae
Product: pre-mRNA splicing factor, putative
Exons: 3
Source: RefSeq, a predicted model, not a curated record
CAGCAGCAGCAGCCUGGAAGCAGCAGCAGCAGCAGGAGCAGCAGCAGCAGCAAGGAUGAUUACUUCUCCUCCUACGCAGAGGCGGAGGACGGCGCCUCGGAAGUGUCUGCUGCGGACUCUCCGCCGCAGCAGCCGGCCGCACAGUCCGAGAAGGAGCAGCAGGAGCAGCAGGAGCAGCAGGAGCAGCAGGAGCAGCAGCAGCAGCAGGAGCAGGAGCAGCAGCAGCAGCAGCAGCAGCAGCAGCAGCAGCUGCAGCAGCUGCAGCAAGAUAUCGAGCUGCUGACGCCGCUCAACAGCGCCCCAGCCACCACCCAGGGCGCCGAGCUGUCUAUACAGCAGAAGCGCCUGCGGCUGCUGCGGCCCGAAGAUCGGCUGCUGCUGCACAACCCCAAAAUCGACAUAGUGGAGGCCCCGGUUAUCGGGCCUUUGACUCCGCUGCAGCAGCAGCGGGGAGGGCUGCGGUACGUGUACCGGCAGCGGCUGUGCGGAGAUGUGGAGAAGGCGCAUUUGUCUCGAGUGGCAUUUGAUGAAGAGUACCACAA